Lemur catta (Ring-tailed lemur) is the source of this 1809-nucleotide messenger RNA. RefSeq names its product prospero homeobox 2 (gene PROX2). Bases 1 to 1809 code for a protein of 602 amino acids. The record is from RefSeq and is a predicted model, not a curated record. The transcript is spliced from 4 exons. Gene Ontology annotation, biological process: regulation of transcription by RNA polymerase II. Gene Ontology annotation, molecular function: RNA polymerase II cis-regulatory region sequence-specific DNA binding; DNA-binding transcription factor activity, RNA polymerase II-specific. Lineage: Eukaryota; Metazoa; Chordata; Mammalia; Primates; Lemuridae. Gene Ontology annotation, cellular component: nucleus.
AUGGACCCAAACUCCAUCUUGCUUUCUCCUCAGUCCCGGACCUGCUCCCACCUGGCAGAACCCUGUAUGGAAGGGGAGAGAAACCUGUCCCCCCAAGAGCUGGGUAGAGACUCCCCCUUUCCCUGGAACCAGGUCCCCAACUCCAGCCUCGCCGACCCCGCCUGGUUUGGGGAUGAGCACGUCCAGGCAAAGAGGGCCAGAGUGGAGACCAUCAUCCGAGGCAUGUGUCUGUCCCCUGGCCCUCCGGUGCCAGGCAACGCCCGAGCCAGGGACAGCCCGUGCUGCCCAGAGAAGGCCCGAGAGCGGAAGAGGAAGCAGAGCCUUCCCACGCAGCAAGGCCCCCUGAAGCCAGGCCCCACCCGGGGCGGGAGCAACAGGAAAGGGGGCCCUUGGGUGAGAGAACAACUUCAUCUGCUGAAGCAACAGCUAAGACAUCUGCAAGCGCACCUCCUACAGGCUGCUGAGCCCCGGGACACAGCUCAGGGCCCAGGAGGGGCUGACAAGGGGAAAGCCCCCCUGAGUGUGAAGCAGAGGAAUGGCUGUGGGUCCGGCCCCUGGGCUAUGGACAAUGACCACCACCAGGGUUCCAGUAAUGACCUCUCUGGGGCAGAAAAACAUAGAGUGUCUGAGGUCGAAUACCAGUCUGGGGAGCCCAGGUUCCUUCCUUCCGGAGCACAGGCUUUGCUGGAGGUUCUGAGGAAAGAACUGACCGGGGCAGUGUCCCAGGCUGUGGACUCAGUAUUACGAAAGGUGCUGUUGGAUCCUCCAGGCCACCUGGCUCAGCUGGGCAGAAGCUUCCAGGGGCUAGCGCCAGAGGGUAAAAGCGAGCCCUCACCUCCCGGGGGAGGAGCCUAUAAAGGUCCAUUUACUCUGGCCGCCUUGCCCAGAAGGGUCCAGCCACAAGCUGGGGUCCCAUUGGGAAACUUACCACUGGCUAGGCCUCCAGAUUCUCCUAGGUACCCUGUCUCUCCAAGAAUGAUCUCCAAAUCCUAUCACGGUCCCCCAGCAAACCGUCCCUUGACUGUGCCUUCCCACGUCCAGGAAAAUCAGAUUCUUAGCCAUCUGCUGAGUCAUGGACCCAAUGGCCAUUGGAGCGGUAGUCCUCCCCAGGACUCAUCUUCCCAAAGUCACCCUUCCCCAGAGUCUGCCCCACGGCCUUGGGGAGCUUGCAAACUGCGACCAUCGGUGUUGAGCCAGCAGCAGUGCCCCCUGCCUUUUACCUCUGCCCGUCUGGAAAGCCUGCCCCUUCCUCCCGCGGUGAAGAUGGAGCAGGGUGGCCUGCACGCUGUCUCGGAGGCACUUCCUUUCUCUUCCGUCCACAUCCAGGAGGGUCUAAACCCUGGUCAUUUGAGGAAGGCCAAACUAAUGUUCUUCUUCACACGAUACCCCAGCUCCAACCUCCUGAAGGCAUAUUUCCCCGAUGUUCAGUUCAACCGCUGCAUUACUUCCCAGAUGAUCAAGUGGUUCAGCAACUUUCGUGAGUUUUAUUACAUCCAAAUGGAAAAAUAUGCCCGGCAAGCAAUUUCAGAUGGUGUUACAAAUCCCAAGAUGCUGGUGGUUCUCCGAGAUUCAGAACUUUUCCGAGCUCUCAAUAUGCACUAUAACAAGGGAAAUGACUUUGAGGUCCCAGAUUGCUUCUUGGAGAUCGCCAGCUUGACAUUACAGGAGUUCUUCAGGGCUGUCUCCGCAGGGAAAGACUCAGAUCCUUCCUGGAAGAAACCCAUUUAUAAAAUUAUUUCGAAACUGGACAGUGACAUCCCAGAGAUAUUUAAAUCUUCCAGCUGUUCCCAGGAGCUGCUGCAGAGUUAA